Scleropages formosus (Asian bonytongue) is the source of this 1584-nucleotide messenger RNA. Its product is annotated as leukocyte antigen CD37-like. Bases 353 to 1150 code for a protein of 265 amino acids. Lineage: Eukaryota; Metazoa; Chordata; Actinopteri; Osteoglossiformes; Osteoglossidae. The transcript has 7 exons. Gene Ontology annotation, cellular component: plasma membrane. The record is from RefSeq and is a predicted model, not a curated record.
AACACCUCGCUUACUCAGAAAGAAGUGUUAAUAUGUGACUUAACAUUUUUAUUUCACUCCUUUAUCAUAUGAAGUAUGUUCCCACAACUAUGCUAUGCAGUGAGUGAUUAUUGUGUAUUAUUUUCAUAUGAAUCGUAUUUAUAACUUUAGCAGGUCUCCAACAUUUGCAAACAUUUUUGCAUUUAAUUGUAGAUGUGUUUCACAGUGCCUUGAUGUCAAAGCUUUGGGACAGUCCAAGAAAUAAAUUUAUAACUGUUUAAGGUGAAUAUAGCCUUUCAAACUUCAAGGGCCUUAUGAAUAAUAUUUCAGUUCUUAAGCCAUAAAUGACCUUCUUUUAGGGCAGCUACAGUGAAUGUUUUGUUGCUUAGCUGUCACAUCCCCAAGUCCACAAGUCACUGAGAGUCUUAGUCAUUCCCUCAGCUGGACAUCUUACAGGAGUCAGUUAUAUCUCAGUCCCGCUUCCAUACCUUUCUCCCCCUUUGGAUAUUUCCUCGUGAUUGGCGGCAGCUUCACCAUGUCCUUAGGAUUCUUUGGAUGCUUUGGGGCGCUGAAGGAGGCCAAAUGCAUGCUGGGAAUGUACUUCUUCUUCCUCACCAUCCUGCUGGCCUUGGAAAUCAUCGCUACAGUUAUGGGCUUCACCCAGAAGACCAUGAUACAGACUAAAGUGGAGGAGCAUGUGCUUGAGCUCAUCAAGUCAUACGGACAAAACCAGUCGGAGCUGCAGGACUUUGAGAGGAUCAUAAACCACGUCCAGAAAGAGGUUCACUGCUGCGGUUGGAAUCAACCAGCGGACUGGAUGGGUGCGAAAAUGCCCUGUUCCUGUUACUUUUCCUCCAGCAGCAUCGUGGGCAACUCCAGCCUAUGGGCGGAUAUCAGCUUCAGCUGUAACGGGUCGAUACCCGAGAACUGUGACCACCUGGGCUUGAACGACACCACCUGCGAGAAGUUCUCAGUGGGCUGCAAAAGACAUUUUGAGGGGUGGAUAAAGGACAACAUGAUGGUGGUUUUGGGAGUGCUGCUGGCUGUCAUCUUCACAGAGCUCACUGGAAUGAUCCUUUCGAUGUAUCUGUAUAAGUCGAUCGUCUUCGAUUAUUGCUCCGUGCUUCGGCUCUCAGGGUUCAGGGCUCAUCUGGAAAAAGACACGUCCUGAACCUGAACCGGUUCCAUGGAGACGACGCCGCAAGAGCCGCGAAGCGCAACGAGUGUUUAUUACAAAGAGCUCCGAGAUCCUUUUCUUUCCCCGCUGCGCAGUUACCGUUCCAUCUGGGCUGCUCCUCUUUGGCAGCCACUGAUUUAUUUUAAAUGAAGCUUUACUGCAUGUGCCGCACACCUCAAGUACCUGUUUAGAACGUCUUAGUCCACCUUGUCCUUCCCCCCUCCGUUAAUAUUACCCAUGUCUUCUGUCUGACCACACAACCAGAAGUAAUGGUCUAGCGGCUAGGUGCGGUCGAUCCUGUGCACUUCAGGCCGAGCAUACUGUAAACAUGCUUUUGUUUUUACCUUGCUGUUUACCUAGAAAGCUUAGAGUUUAUACUGUUACUGGAAUUAUGAACGAACCUGAGAGCUAACAACAAAUACACACAC